Messenger RNA from Eucalyptus grandis, 1521 nucleotides. RefSeq names its product putative disease resistance RPP13-like protein 1. The record is from RefSeq and is a predicted model, not a curated record. The coding region runs from base 1 to 1521 and encodes 506 amino acids. The transcript has 3 exons. Lineage: Eukaryota; Viridiplantae; Streptophyta; Magnoliopsida; Myrtales; Myrtaceae. Gene Ontology annotation, molecular function: ADP binding. Gene Ontology annotation, biological process: defense response to other organism.
AUGGCCAUUGGAGAGAUCAUUUUGGGUUCCUUCUUUCAGGUCUUGUUUGACAAGUUGAGUUCUUUGGCAUCAGACUAUGCGCAACAGGAAGGAACUGACACCACCAUCCUUGAUGACAGGAAGAGGAUGCUAGUCACAAUUAAUGCAGUGGUGGAUGAUGCAAAGGAAAAGCAACUUAGCGGUAAUUGUCUAGUGAAGCUGUGGCUCGAUGAUGUUAGGGGCUUGGCCUUUGACCUAGAAGACUUGCUCGAUGAGUUCGACAUCAAAGCCACUCAAGUUAAGUCAGAGGUUGAAUCCAGAACAAGUAGAGGUGAAUGGAAAAUGAAGUUCUUUUCUUUUACACGACCAGGCUCACUCGUGUCUAACACUAAGGUCCAAUAUAUCAAUGGUAGGUUGGAAGCAAUCGUCAAAAGGAGGGAUUAUCUAAGCUUGAAAGACAAUGUUGUGGACAGAUCCAACUACAUCAACAGAAGGGAUCCCACUAGUUCUCUGCCAGAGCCUUGGUUUUUCGACAGAGAGAAGGAAGAAAUGGAGAUACUUAAACUAUUGAUCCGUGAGGUCAAAAAUUAUGAUGCCACACUAAGCAUAGUCCCCACAGUUGGGAUGGGCGGUGUUGGAAAGAUGGCCUUGGCUCAGCGGCUAUAUAAUAAUGCCAAAGUGAAUAGCUAUUUCGAGAAGAGAGCAUGGGUUUGUGUCUCAUAUGCUUUUGAUGUCUUUGACAUAACAAAGAAUAUUUUGCGGUCGAUCACCGGAUUGUCCAGCGAGGGUGAUCUUAACGAGCUUCAAGUUAAGUUGAAGGAUAGUCUAUUUGGGAAGAAGUUUCUUGUGGUUUUAGACAAUAUCUGGAAUGAGAAGUAUGAAAAAUGGACUGCUCUCUUAAAGCCAUUUGAAGUGGGGGCUAAGGGAAGCAAGAUCAUCAUCACGACUCACAACUUUAAUGUUGCUUCCAUAACAAGAGCUUCGCCAUAUCCUUUGAGGGAAUUGUCCUUUGAUAAUUGUGUAAGCUUAUUAGCCUUUCAUGCUCUUGGAGCAACAAAUUUUGAGAGCCACCCGGCUUUUAAAAUAAUAGACAAGAAAAUAGCUGAAAGAUGCAAAGGUUUACCUUUGGCGGCAAAGAUGUUGGGCGGUGUCCUACGUACUAAAAGUAAUCCUGAUGAAUGGGAAGAUACCUUAAAUAACAAAAUAUGGGAUCUUCUGACAGCAGAGAAUGAUGAGGUUCUCCCAGUUUUAAAAUUGAGCUAUGUCCAUCUUCCUUCCUAUUUGAAGAGAUGUUUUGCUUAUUGUGCGGUAUUUCCCACGGAUUACAAAAUUGAGAGGGAUGAGUUGACUGCUUUGAUCCGAGAAUGUGCAGCAGUUGCUGUGUCGCCUUUAAUGGGGUUCCUUUAUACCUUGAAGUAUCUAAUGAUGUUGGGUGCGAGGGGGACAGGGUGGAGUAUCAUCUUCCCCUGGGUGAUCGUGGACCUCGUGAUGCCAGGUUGGGUGCGAGGGGUUCAGGGCGGAGUGUCGUCUUCCCCUGGGUGA